Messenger RNA from Cyclocybe aegerita, 990 nucleotides. The record is from the annotation of a GenBank genome assembly. Lineage: Eukaryota; Fungi; Basidiomycota; Agaricomycetes; Agaricales; Hemipholiotaceae.
AUGGCGAAACUUGCUUGCUUCUUCAUCUUCGUGGUGCUUGUCGAGCUCGCACUCGCUGCGAGCCGCACCUCACCGCCUUCUGGCGCGAUUGUGGUGCGUGCGGGGACGAGCACGUCGGGAGAGUACAGGACCGUCGCGUCGGCGGUUGCUGCACUGCCGAACGACAGUUCGUCGCGCUCGAUCUUCAUCUAUCCAGGCACGUACAACGAGCAGGUGUAUAUCACUCGCUCGGGUCCGUUGACUAUCUACGGCUACACCACGAACACCGAUACCUACACCGCAAACCAAGUGACAAUCCAAGCAGGAGUACCCGCUAGCCAGGCCGGCUCGAACGACGCCAGCGGCACCCUACGGAUCCACAAAGAUAAUUUCAAGCUGUACAAUGUGAACGUAAAGAACACAUACGGUCAGGGCUCGCAAGCGAUCGCGAUCAGCCAGUAUGGGAGCAAAGUCGGUUUGUACGCGUGUGGGUUUUAUGGGUACCAGGAUACUCUGUAUGCGAACCAAGGGACGCAGGUUUAUUUGAAGGGUUAUAUCGAGGGAGCGACUGAUUUUAUCUUCGGAAGACGAGGUCAGGCGUAUUUUGGAGGCAACACUAUUGCGGUAAAAGCCAAUGGCUGGGUCACUGCAAGCGGCAGGGAGUCAGACGAUAAUGGGAGCUACGUGUUCAACCAAAACAGCAUCGUCCUCGCUUCAGGCGCUUCGUCCUAUCUGGGUAGACCAUGGGGAAACUACGCCAAAGUAAUCUUCAAGGACACCUACGUAACCGCGCCGCUCAACAAAGCCAUGUGGUCCGUCUGGAACACGGGCGACGAGCGCACCGACCACGUCUUGUUCGCCGAGUACAACACCACCGGCAGUGGCGCGGCUGGGGCGUCCCGGCCCAGCUUCGCGACGGUGCUGAGCGCGAGCCAGGCGAACGCGUACACGAUCUCGAGCGCUGUGGGAAGCGAUUAUGCGAGUUGGGUGGAUGCAGCGUACCUUGUGUAA